Molecule: messenger RNA, 543 nt
Organism: Cotesia congregata
Lineage: Eukaryota; Metazoa; Arthropoda; Insecta; Hymenoptera; Braconidae
Source: the annotation of a GenBank genome assembly
AUGGAGCAAGGGUUUCCUGGACAACACACUACAACAACGACGACGACGAGUACGUCAACGUUUCAGCAAAAUUUGAGAAUGGAUCUUUCAUAUAUAAGAACAUUCCCUGGAAUGUUAAAAAUUGGACGAAUGGUAUUGGAUUUAUUGGGAUUCAUAUGUGUAUCAGUUUCCAGUUACGUACAAUCAAGUCGUGGAGCAUGGUUUAAUACAGUUGCAAUGAUAGGAUUUUGGUGUACUGGAACUCUUUUAGCUCUUUUCAUAUUCCACGUAAUUGAAAAAUUCCACAAGAUACCAUGGACCACUAUUGAAUUAAUUUUCUGCGCUAUAAUGACCCCGUGUUACCUACUAGCAGCAUCUCUGGCUGCUGACUCAGGACGAGCUAUUGAAGGAUUCCGAGCUGCAGCCUUUUUUGGAUUUUGCGCUAUGCUAUGCUAUGGUUAUGACGCUUGGCUCAAAUUUCGAGCUCGCCGAAGUGGAAUUCCAGCUCAAGGUCAACAUGAAUCCCAAAAACAAGUGUCGACAGUAACAAGCCCGGCUUAUUAA